GAAAGAGCGGAGUCUCUCUCUCUCUCUCUAGAAUCUUCUUCUCUCCAUCAACUAGACUUUCAUCAAAUCGAUUUAGAUCAAGCAUAGUUGCUGUUGAUUUUUGAUUACUUAGGUUAUGGAAGAAAGCAAGAGGAGGAUGUGUACUUUGCAGCUUUGUUGUUUUCUUUUGAUCGGUUGCUUGAUUUCACAGAUUUACGCCUCUUCUGACGCGAUAUUUUACGAGUCGUUUGAUGAAUCGUUUGAGGGGAGUUGGAUCGCAUCUGAGAAGGAAGAUUAUUCUGGUGUAUGGAAGCACUCAAAGAGUGAAGGACAUGAUGACUAUGGACUUCUUGUAUCCGAGAAGGCUAGAAAGUAUGCAAUUGUUAAGGAGCUAGAGAAACCUGUUGAGCUCAAGGAUGGUACAAUUGUUCUCCAAUUCGAAGUCCGUCUUCAAAAUGGUCUUGAAUGUGGUGGUGCAUAUUUGAAAUAUCUCCGGCCACAGGAGGCUGGCUGGACCGCCAAGGGAUUCGACAAUGAGUCUCCUUACUCGAUCAUGUUUGGUCCCGACAAAUGUGGUGCCACAAAUAAGGUCCAUUUCAUCUUAAAACACAAGAACCCCAAGAGCGGAGAGUAUGUUGAACACCACCUCAAAUUCCCCCCUUCCGUGCCUUCAGAUAAAUUGACCCACGUAUACACUGCUAUUUUGAAACCUGACAACGAGGUCAGAAUCCUGGUUGAUGGAGAAGAGAAAAAGAAGGCUAAUUUCCUAUCAUCCGAAGACUUCGAACCCGCACUAAUCCCAUCAAAAACCAUUCCCGACCCAGAUGACAAAAAGCCUGAAGAUUGGGAUGAGCGGGCCAAGAUUCCUGACCCAGAUGCAACAAAACCCGACGAUUGGGAUGAGGAUGCACCCAUGGAAAUUCUCGAUGAGGAAGCUGAAAAGCCCGAAGGAUGGCUAGAAGAUGAGCCCGAGGAAAUUGACGAUCCAGAGGCUGUGAAGCCCGAGGAUUGGGACGAUGAGGAGGAUGGUGAGUGGGAGGCUCCCAAGAUCGACAACCCGAAAUGUGAAGCUGCAUCUGGAUGCGGAGAAUGGAGAAGACCAUUGAAAAGGAACCCAGCUUAUAAGGGUAAAUGGCAUGCUCCUCUUAUUGACAACCCUGCUUAUAAGGGUAUCUGGAAGCCUCAAGAAAUUCCAAACCCUAGCUACUUUGAACUUGAAACCCCUAACUUUGAGCCAAUUGCUGCCAUCGGUAUCGAGAUCUGGACCAUGCAAGAUGGCAUCUUGUUCGAUAACAUCUUGAUAGCGAGUGACGAGAAGACUGCAGAAACAAUCAGGGAAACCACAUGGAAGCCAAAGUUUAAGGUGGAAGAAGAGAAACAAAAGGCUGAAGAACCAGCUGGUUUUGAUGGUCUCAAGGGAAUUCAGAAAACUGUGUUUGAUCUUCUUUACAAGGUUGCCGAUCUGCCUUUCUUGGGUGACCACAAGAUCAAGGUUUUGGAACUGAUUGAGAAGGCUGAAACACAACCAAACAUUACAAUUGGUGUCAUAAUAUCAAUUGUCGUCGUGAUCUUGAGUGUCUUGUUCAAGUUGUUGUUCGGUGGGAAGAAAGCGGGAAAGGUGAAUAAUGUGGCGGCAGCAGCAGCAGCAGCAGCAAAGAAGGAAGAAGGGGAGGGGGGUUCAAGCACCCAAACAGUAGGAGAAGAGGGAGAGGAAGAGGAAGAGAAGAAAGAGGAGGAUGCAGCAGCUGCUCCUCGUAAAAGGAGCACAAGGCGUGACAACUAGAUUCUACUUUACUAUUAUUUGGUAGCAUCUUCUUCUUGUAGUCAACUUAGUUAUUUGGCAUCUACUGCUACCCUGCUACCUGCUACUAAUUACAUGGUAUCCUUUUUGUCUGUUUGUUAAAAUACAUUGAAAACAAAGUUUUUUGUUGUAAGUAAAUCAGAGAAUUUUUAUCAUUAGAAAUUUAAGCCACUUUUUGUUUUACUCAA
Messenger RNA from Cynara cardunculus var. scolymus (artichoke), 1968 nucleotides. RefSeq names its product calnexin homolog. The coding region runs from base 116 to 1762 and encodes 548 amino acids. The transcript is spliced from 6 exons. Gene Ontology annotation, biological process: protein folding. The record is from RefSeq and is a predicted model, not a curated record. Gene Ontology annotation, cellular component: endoplasmic reticulum membrane; endoplasmic reticulum. Gene Ontology annotation, molecular function: calcium ion binding. NCBI's taxonomy places the organism in Eukaryota, Viridiplantae, Streptophyta, Magnoliopsida, Asterales, Asteraceae.